AUGUCAUAUCAGGAGGAUGAGAGGCGAGUGUACGGGAUGAAGAUCAUGGAGCUGCAGAAGCAGCUGAGCAUGGACGACCAGGAGGCCAACGACCUGCAGAGCGAGCACGACAUGUAUCUGCGUGCUGCUCUCGACAACUACAGGAACUGUCUUCUUGCUUCCGACGCUUUCAACAUCAAAGUGGUAACUUCCGAAGUGGUAACUGCUGAAGUGGUAACUGCUGAAGUGGUAAUUGAUGAAGUGGUGUUCCGCCUGACAGCCCUCUGGUUCACUCUGCUCAACGAUGCCACCGCGGACGCGGUCAAUGCGGAGAUGCUCACAACCAUCUCAGCUGUGCCAUCAUACAAGUUCCUGCCGCUGGUCUACCAGAUGGCAUCACCUCAUGCACAAUGCAGGUGCUUCUUGCUCUUCUCCCCUCUCCAUGCUCUUUGCCCCUUCCUGCCGUGCCCUCCCCCCCUCCCCCUUCCCGCUCUCCCUUCCCCCUACCCCUUCCCCCUCCCCCUUCCCCCUCCCCCUUCCCCCUCCCCCUUCCCCCUCCCCCUUCCCCCUCUCCCUCCUCCACAGUCAGUGCUGACAACGCUCGUCAAGCGAAUGGCAGACGACCAUCCGCUGCACACCGUGCCUGUGCUCAUGGCACUAGCCAAUGGCAACAGGGUGCGCAGCAGUCAGCGUGGGCGAAACCUCUUUGUCGUGGAUGAGGACAAGAUCCGGGCGGCAAAGGCUGUCCUGGGCGGUAUGGCUGGGCGGCACAAGCCCAUGCUGGAUGAGAUGCAGCAGCUGAUGGAUCUGUACAUCCGCCUGGCGGAGAUGGAGUCCAGCAAGGAGGUGGGUGCGGUGUGGUGCGGUGGAACACGGCUCACUCGCAGUCACUUCACUUGCAAUCUGUUGCACCUAUCUUUCUCCUUGCUUCUCUGGACAGCCACUUGCUUUCCACUCUCCUCUCCUCAUUCUUCUCUGCAAAUCCGAAAUCCAUUGAUUCUCCACCAUCCACCAUCCCACUCGUCUCAGGAUCUCAUGCGUUCGAAGCAGCUUCCGAGAAACUUCCGCAGCGUGAAGGAUCUCUUACGAGUGCCGGUGCUCACAGCCUCGGUGCCUGUGGACCGAACCUGCUGCUAUGCCCCGGGGUCCUUCCCUGCCUUCUGUGGGCUCAAGGACACCAUGAGGGUGAUGCAUGGGGUGAAUGCGCCCAAGGUGGUGGAGUGCAUGGGAUCGGACGGCCGCGUGUACAAGCAGCUUGCUAAGUCGGGCAACGACGAUCUGCGCCAAGAUGCUGUGAUGGAGCAGCUGUUCGGGCUGGUGAACUCGCUGCUGCAAGCCCAUGAGGGGGCCACCAGGCGCCACCUCGCCAUCCGCACGUACAAGGUGCGCCCCUCUCUGCGCCUGUGCCUGCAUGGGCACUUGCACUCGCAUCGAGGUGCAGGCACUCACAUCGAUGUGCAGGCACUCACAUUGAGGUGCAGGCACUCACAUCGAGGUGCAGGCACUCACAUCGAGGUGCAGGCACUCGCAUCGAGGUGCAGGCACUCACAUUGA
This is a messenger RNA of Closterium sp. Yama58-4, 1533 nucleotides long. Lineage: Eukaryota; Viridiplantae; Streptophyta; Zygnematophyceae; Desmidiales; Closteriaceae. The record is from the annotation of a GenBank genome assembly.